UUUUGUUUUUGAUCGAGCGUAAUUGGUCGUGUGAUUCAUAUAGCCUACUUCACUUAGUGUGAAGAGACUCAUCUUGAUUCUCUAUUCACAUUUGUAGGCAAGCAUGAUGAUUUUUUUUUUUGGACAAGCAAGCAUGAUGAUUGUGAUUGCCUAUUCACAUUUGUAGGCAAGCUUUCCUGUUGAUAUUUGAAUUUCUGUACUUUGUUUUUUUCAGAGAAAAUGGGUUUGUGGACUGGGCUAUGGACUUGCUUUCAAGUUGGGCUGCUCUUUGCAAAUGCGUUUGCAAUACCUAAUGAGGAUCGGUUCCUUGCUCCAAGAGGAUGGACAUGGGCAGAAAUGACAGGCCCUUGGAGUAAUUCUCUUCAACGAUGGGUUAUGAGGGUCAUAUAUUGCUGUCAAUGUUUAAGACUUCCCCUUAUUCUUCUCAAUAUUAUCACUAUUAUAGUGAAACUAGUAGUUGGAUAACUUGAAUUAUUGAAUAGAAUGACACUGGAGAUCUUUAUUUUGUUGUGUAAAUGUGAGUUUAUGCUCAGUGAAUAAUUGUUGACUAUCCGGUAAAAAUCAUUUCAGAAGUAUAAUGAGCAGAAUUCAUAAGCUUGCAUUCUUAUAUGCAUUAUCAUCAGUUGAACUCCCUUUGUAUUAGCAUCUUCUCUUGGUUUAUUAGCCUUGAGGUAAAUGAAAUUCCAAUCAUGAAGUGAAAGAACAUGACACAUAACCUGUAUUUUUUAUCAUCCCCUCAUAAACCUGAACUCCAAGCACAUG
Molecule: messenger RNA, 762 nt
Organism: Lotus japonicus
Lineage: Eukaryota; Viridiplantae; Streptophyta; Magnoliopsida; Fabales; Fabaceae
Exons: 1
Coding region: 220-465 (81 amino acids)
Biological process (GO): endoplasmic reticulum to Golgi vesicle-mediated transport
Cellular component (GO): endoplasmic reticulum membrane; COPII-coated ER to Golgi transport vesicle; Golgi membrane
Source: RefSeq, a predicted model, not a curated record